This is a messenger RNA of Sorghum bicolor (sorghum), 869 nucleotides long. RefSeq lists its product as uncharacterized. Lineage: Eukaryota; Viridiplantae; Streptophyta; Magnoliopsida; Poales; Poaceae. The transcript has a single exon. The coding region runs from base 1 to 594 and encodes 197 amino acids. The record is from RefSeq and is a predicted model, not a curated record.
AUGAACGGCGCCGGCGGCAAUGGUGAGGGUGAGCCCUCCCUAGUACAAGAGGAAGGGCCGCCGCCGAAUGCCGGCGGCGGCGAUGGUGGCGUGCUCGCACACGCACCGAACUUCGGCGCGACUGAAGCGGACACGCUGCUGGUGGUGGCGACACUGAUCACGGCGCUGACGUACCAGCUGGGCACCAACAUCCCCGGCGGGUACUGGCAGGCGGACGACGGCGCGGGGCACGUGGCCGGCGACCCGAUCAUGCGGGACAAGCACCGGCGGCGGUACUGGCUGUUCAUGGCGGCGAGCUGGGCCGGGUUCGGCACCUCGAUGAUGCUCACGGUGGGGCUCAUCACGGGGGUGCCCGCGCGGUCGCGCUUCGUGCAGCUCGCGUUCCUGGUGGCCUACUCCAGCCUCGUGCUCACGUUCGUCACGUCGCAGCCGCGCACGUCGCUCGCCAUGGACCUCAGCAUCUGGGCCGCCGUCAUGGCCGUGCUCGCCGUCGCCACCAAGUACCUGCGCCUCGACAGGUUACCCAGGUGGGCGCGCUCCCUGUGCCCUGCUGCUCCUCGUCCGGCCACGUGCUGCUGCUCACGUUCGCCGUGACGUCGUCGCUCGCCGUGGACCUAGCUCGUCAACGUCAUCUGGGCCGCCGUCGUGGCCAUCGUUGCCAUCAUCGUCACCGUGUACCAGCACGUCGACAAGCUCCCCGUCGUCUUGGCGCAGACCGCUUAUCUUCAAUACAGUUUGCUAGUAGUAACUGUGUGAUUGUUUUAGGAACUUUUUUUUUUUGGCCUGAUGUGCUGUUUGUUUUUUUUAAAGGUCCGGUUACCCGGCCAUAUAUUGAUAAGAGGGGGUAAGAGUUUUACAGCAUAGGCGCG